This is a messenger RNA of Choloepus didactylus (southern two-toed sloth), 2304 nucleotides long. It is a transcript of the gene FBXO17, whose product is annotated as F-box protein 17. Gene Ontology annotation, biological process: SCF-dependent proteasomal ubiquitin-dependent protein catabolic process; glycoprotein catabolic process. Lineage: Eukaryota; Metazoa; Chordata; Mammalia; Pilosa; Megalonychidae. Gene Ontology annotation, cellular component: SCF ubiquitin ligase complex; cytoplasm. The coding region runs from base 629 to 1465 and encodes 278 amino acids. Gene Ontology annotation, molecular function: protein binding; ubiquitin protein ligase activity. The record is from RefSeq and is a predicted model, not a curated record. The transcript is spliced from 8 exons.
AAGGGAAGGGUCGUCAGGCACGGGCCUCCGGAGACAGAGAGGGCGGGGGCCGGGUCCUCUCCCCGCCGGCCUCCCGGCAGCUGGGCGCCUCCCACCCCACUCCCCCGGCGCCUGCAGCCCUCCCAGCUCCGGCCCCCUCCCUGGCCCCCGCCCCGCCAGCCGCCUGAUCUCUGGGCCGCCACCCCCCGGAGGAGACCGACUGCCCAGACCGCGGGUCCCGGGGCUCCCUGCGCUGGCCAAUCCUGGGGGACCCCCCGACUGUCUCCCAGAGCGGGGUGGGGAAGGGGAACCCUAUCCGCUGCCGUCUCCAAGAGGGCUGCCAGGUGAGCGCCGGAACAGACAGUAUCUGUUUACUCCUGUUUUGAAAGACUGGAAUAUUCCAAACCUACAUGUCCCAGUAACACACACAAGAAUAAAAGAUAAACACCACAGAGCUUUGGAGGAAAAACGACAGUCCGUUAAACACCGCCCCCCUCACCAGGUCCUGGCUCCUUGGUGAAUUCUGGCUGCCUUCAUUGUGUGAAAGGGGGCUCCCUCCAGCUCCAGAGAUCUCACAUUGGCUUGAGACUGACAGGUUCCUCAGAAGAGCAGACCCACGGGACUGGGCACCGGGCGCCGGCGACGGGAGAUGGGCGGCCGGCCCUCGCGGCAGCGGCGGCCCGCGGACCCGCCCUUGGCCCUGGACGCGCUGCCCCCAGAGCUGCUGGUGCAGGUGCUGAGCCACGUGCCGCCGCACGCGUUAGUGACGCGCUGCCGCCCGGUGUGCCGCGCCUGGCGCGACGUGGUGGACGGGCCCACCGUGUGGCUGCUGCAGCUGGCCCGCGACCGCAGCGCCGAGGGCCGCGCACUCUACGCGGUGGCCCAGCGCUGCCCGCCCAGCAGCGAGGACGACGAAGAGCUCCCGCUCUGCGCCCUGGCGCGCUACUGUCUGCGCACGCCCCUCGGCCGCAACCUCAUCUACAACUCCUGCGGCGAGAAGGGCUUCAGAGGCUGGGAGGUGGAGCACGGUGGGAAUGGCUGGGCCGUGGAAAAGAACGUAACACUGGUGCCGGGGGCCCCUUCCCAGACCUGCUUCGUGACUUCUUUCGACUGGUGCUUCAAGAGGCAGCUUGUGGACCUGGUGAUGGAGGGGGUGUGGCAGGAGCUGCUGGACAGUGCCCAGAUCGAGAUCUGCGUGGCCGACUGGUGGGGUGCCCGAGAGAACUGCGGCUGCAUCUACCGGCUCAGGGUGCGCCUCCUGGAUGUGUACGAAAACGAAGUGGUCAAGUUCUCGGCCUCGCCCAACCCAGUCCUUCAGUGGACUGAGAGGGGCUGCCGCCAGGUCUCCCACAUCUUCACCAACUUUGGCAAGGGCAUCCGCUACGUGUCUUUUGAGCAGUAUGGGAGAGACACACGCUCCUGGGUGGGGCACUACGGCGCCCUGGUGACCCACUCCAGCGUGCGGGUCAGGAUCCGCCUGUCCUAGCUGACCAGCCGGCCGGACGCCACCGUCAAUCCAGGGCUUUGUGGCCAGGAACCAGGGGCUGCCCAGGCUCGGUGGGGUGGGCACAUCUGGCACAUUCUGGUUAUGCCCCCACUUGCUGCUGCUUCUGCAUGGGGCCCAGCAGCGAUCACAAGCCAGAGAUCUACCCAGGCUGUGUGGAGAGGACUUCCUUGGCUCCCCAGGUGGGCACAUCGAGGACUGACCCAGAGGCAGUUAGUUGUUUGUUUGCCCCCAAAGUGUUUUCUCACGUGUGACAGUAUCAAUUGGGUCAAGAAACCAGGGUCAAACCAGGGUUUAUGAGGGGGAGAAGCUGCUGAGUCUGGGAACAGGAAAUCUUGCCUGCACAUUUUUGGAGUAAGCUGAUUAGGGAGCAGAGAGGUCAAUCAGAGCAGUGAGACCACACGGGCCUCAGAAGAAACACUGGCCAUUAUGUUGGGGUCCCCAGGAUUCAACUAUGGGGCACAUAUAACCUGCCUUCCCUUACAACGACUGCCCGCAUCAUCCCAUCAGCAACACGAGCCUGUUCGCGCCCAGUUGGCACUGGUUCUAUCAGAAUUCCUCAAAGGCCAGGUCCCCUGCAUUUCUCUGCUGAACUUGAGCUGUGUCUCCCACUCCAACCUCGGGCCCCUGCUUCAGGGGCAGCUCGCCUCCUGCUGGGCCACCCCCCUUUUCUCGGUACUUCAGCCUGCUUCUCCUGUACACGGACUCCUGGUGCAAGGUCUAUAGGGAAGGAAAGCUCCCUGUUCCCCAACUCCGCUGGUUUCUCCCAUUUUCCCAGCUGCGCACAGCCAACAAACUAGCUCAAUAAAAUUGGUGCUAAA